GGAGGGCAGGGAGCCAUUGGUGAGUCUCGGGAGCCGGAGGAGCCGCCGCCAACUGGACACGCUUCCCGGGUCCCUGGCCAACCCCGUGCGCCAUGAAGCGCUAGCGCGGCGGCAGGGCUGGGGCCGGGCGGGAGGCGGCCAGGUGCGCAGCGAGGCUUGGAGCGGCGCGCACCCCGCGGAUGCCCCAGCCGGGGCCCAGCGAGCGCUAGGUAGUUCCAAAUUGCCAGCAGAAUGAACACAGAAAGAGACUCAGAAACAACAUUUGAUGAGGAUUCUCAGCCUAAUGAUGAGGUGGUACCCUACAGCGAUGAUGAAACUGAAGAUGAACUUGAAGACCAGGGACCUGUCAUUGAACCAGAACAGAAUCGAGUCAACACAGAAGCAGAGGACAACCGGGAGCCAUUCAGAAAAGAUUGUACUUGGCAAGUCAAAGCAAAUGAUAGAAAGUUCCACGAACAACCUCAUUUUAUGAACACCAAGUUCUUCUGUGUUAAGGAAAGCAAAUAUGCGAAUAAUGCAAUUAAAACAUACAAGUACAACGCAUUUACCUUUCUACCCAUGAAUUUGUUUGAGCAGUUUAAGAGAGCUGCCAACUCCUAUUUCCUGGUUCUACUUAUCUUACAGUCAAUUCCUCAAAUCUCCACCCUGGCAUGGUACACCACUCUUGUGCCUCUACUUUUGGUGCUGGGCAUCACUGCAAUCAAAGACCUAGUGGACGACGUGGCUCGCCAUAAAAUGGAUAAGGAAAUCAACAAUAGGACAUGUGAAGUCAUUAAGGAUGGCAGGUUCAAAAUUACCAAGUGGAAAGAUGUUAAAGUUGGAGAUGUCAUCCGACUGAAAAAGAAUCAUUUUAUACCAGCUGACAUUCUGCUGCUGUCCAGCUCUGAACCUAACAGCCUCUGCUACGUGGAGACAGCUGAGCUAGAUGGGGAAACCAAUUUAAAGUUCAAAAUGGCACUGGAAAUCACAGACCAAUAUCUCCAACGUGAAGAUAACUUGGCAACAUUUGAUGGCUUUAUUGAAUGUGAAGAACCCAACAACCGGCUGGAUAAGUUUUUGGGAACACUAUUUUGGAGAAACAGAAGUUUUCCUUUGGAUGCUGAUAAAAUUCUGUUGCGUGGCUGUGUGAUUAGGAACACCGAUAUCUGUCAUGGCUUGGUCAUUUUUGCAGGUGCUGACACUAAAAUAAUGAAGAACAGUGGGAAAACCAGAUUUAAAAGAACUAAAAUUGAUUACCUGAUGAACUACAUGGUGUACACGAUCUUCAUUGUUCUCAUCCUGCUGUCUGCGGGCCUUGCCAUUGGCCACGCUUAUUGGGAAGCUCAAGUUGGCAAUUGUUCUUGGUACCUGUAUGAUGGAGAAAAUGCCACACCCUCCUACCGGGGAUUUCUGAAUUUCUGGGGCUACAUCAUUGUGCUGAACACCAUGGUGCCCAUCUCUCUGUAUGUAAGUGUGGAAGUGAUUCGUCUGGGACAGAGUCAUUUCAUUAACUGGGACCUACAGAUGUACUAUGCUGAGAAGGACAUGCCUGCAAAGGCAAGAACCACCACGCUGAACGAGCAGCUUGGGCAGAUCCAUUACAUCUUCUCUGAUAAGACGGGGACACUCACACAAAAUAUCAUGACCUUUAAAAAAUGCUGCAUCAAUGGACAAAUCUAUGGAGACUAUCGAGAUGCUGCUCAACAUAGUCACAGCAAAAUAGAGCCAGUUGAUUUCAGCUGGAAUACAUUUGCUGAUGGGAAGCUUGCCUUUUAUGACCACUAUCUCAUCGAGCAAAUCCAGUCAGGGAAAGAGCCAGAAGUCCGGCACUUCUUCUUCUUGCUUGCAGUGUGCCACACAGUCAUGGUGGACAGAAAUGAUGGUCAGAUCAACUACCAGGCAGCCUCUCCCGAUGAAGGUGCCCUGGUCAACGCCGCCAGGAACUUUGGUUUUGCCUUCCUCGCCAGGACACAGAACACUAUCACCAUCAGCGAGCUGGGCACCGAAAGAACCUAUAGCGUUCUUGCCAUCUUAGACUUCAACAGUGACCGGAAGCGGAUGUCUAUAAUUGUGAGAACCCCAGAAGGCAGUAUCAGGCUGUAUUGUAAAGGAGCCGACACUGUAAUUUAUGAACGGUUACAUCAAAUGAAUCCUACAAAACAAGAGACACAAGAUGCCCUGGAUGUCUUCGCAAGUGAAACUCUUAGAACUUUGUGCCUUUGCUACAAGGAAAUUGAAGAAAAAGAAUUUGCAGAAUGGAAUAAAAAGUUCAUGGCUGCCAGCGUGGCCACAACCAACCGGGACGAGGCUCUGGAUAAAGUGUAUGAGGAGAUUGAGAAAGACUUAAUUCUCUUGGGAGCUACAGCUAUUGAAGACAAGCUACAGGAUGGUGUUCCAGAAACCAUUUCAAAACUUGCAAAAGCUGACAUUAAGAUAUGGGUGCUGACUGGAGACAAAAAGGAAACUGCUGAAAACAUAGGAUUUGCUUGUGAACUUCUGACAGAAGAUACCACUAUCUGCUAUGGGGAAGAUAUAAAUGCUCUUCUUCAUACAAGAAUGGAAAACCAGAGAAAUAGAGGUGGAGUCUAUGCAAGAUUUGCACCCCCUGUGCACGAACCUUUUUUUCCACCUGGUGAAAAUCGUGCCUUAAUAAUCACCGGUUCCUGGUUGAAUGAAAUUCUUCUAGAGAAAAAGACCAAGAGAAGUAAGAUUCUGAAGCUGAAGUUCCCAAGGACAGAAGAAGAGAGACGGAUGAGGACCCAAAGUAAGAGACGGCUCGAGGUUAAGAAGGAGCAGCAGCAAAAGAACUUUGUGGACCUGGCCUGUGAGUGCAGCGCUGUCAUCUGCUGCCGUGUCACCCCCAAGCAGAAGGCCAUGGUGGUGGACCUGGUGAAGCGGUACAAGAAGGCCAUCACACUGGCCAUUGGAGAUGGGGCCAACGACGUGAACAUGAUCAAAACUGCCCACAUUGGGGUCGGAAUAAGUGGACAAGAAGGAAUGCAAGCCGUCAUGGCCAGUGACUAUUCCUUCGCUCAGUUCAGGUAUCUGCAGAGGCUGCUGCUGGUGCACGGCCGCUGGUCUUACAUUCGGAUGUGCAAGUUCCUGCGCUACUUCUUCUAUAAAAACUUCGCGUUUACCUUGGUUCACUUCUGGUACUCCUUCUUCAAUGGCUACUCAGCACAGACUGCAUACGAGGACUGGUUCAUCACGCUGUACAAUGUGCUAUACUCCAGCCUGCCGGUGCUCCUCAUGGGGCUGCUUGACCAGGACGUAAGUGACAAACUGAGCCUCCGCUUCCCCGGCUUGUACGUAGUGGGACAAAGGGAUUUACUGUUCAACUACAAGCGAUUCUUUGUCAGUUUGUUGCAUGGGAUCUUGACGUCGAUGGUCCUCUUCUUCAUACCUUUUGGAGCGUAUCUGCAAACCGUGGGACAGGAUGGAGAGGCGCCUUCCGACUACCAGUCUUUUGCUGUCACCGUUGCCUCUGCCCUUGUAAUAACAGUCAAUUUCCAGAUUGGCUUGGACACAUCUUACUGGACUUUCGUGAAUGCUUUUUCAAUCUUUGGAAGCAUUGCACUUUAUUUUGGCAUCAUGUUUGAUUUUCAUAGUGCGGGAAUACACGUUCUCUUUCCAACUGCAUUUCAAUUUACAGGCACAGCUUCCAAUGCCCUGAGACAGCCUUAUAUCUGGCUGACCAUCAUCUUGACAGUUGCAGUGUGCUUAUUACCUGUCGUUGCCACUCGUUUCUUGUCAAUGACCAUUUGGCCAUCAGAAAGUGAUAAGAUCCAGAAGCACCGCAAGCGGCUGAAGGCGGAGGAGCAGUGGAAGCAGCGGCAGCGCGUGUUCCGGCGCGGGGCGUCGUCCCGGCGCUCGGCCUACGCCUUCUCGCACCAGCGCGGCUACGCCGACCUCAUCUCCUCGGGGCGCAGCAUCCGCAAGAAGCGCUCGCCGCUCGACGCCAUCGUGGCGGACGGCGCGGCCGAGUACCGGCGCACCGAGCCCAGCUGAAGGCGGGGCCGCGGACACUCAGGACUUCCUCACGCAUCUGCAGCCCGUAGCCUUUCUAAGAAGCCAUGGCAAGGCCCAGGGAACUGUUGUCCGGCUGCUGAUGGUCAUCCGACCCAACGGGAACGUUUUC
This is a messenger RNA of Castor canadensis (American beaver), 4117 nucleotides long. It is a transcript of the gene Atp8b1, whose product is annotated as ATPase phospholipid transporting 8B1. Lineage: Eukaryota; Metazoa; Chordata; Mammalia; Rodentia; Castoridae. Gene Ontology annotation, cellular component: plasma membrane; trans-Golgi network. Gene Ontology annotation, molecular function: ATPase-coupled intramembrane lipid carrier activity; ATP binding; ATP hydrolysis activity. Gene Ontology annotation, biological process: phospholipid translocation; Golgi organization. The record is from RefSeq and is a predicted model, not a curated record.